GGGAAGUAGGAAGUAAAUACGGUGGACUUCAACUUACAGUGUCUGGGAGUCAUUUGUAAGUUGCAAAACGCGUAUAAUCAUAAUAACAGACAUUACACGCAUUACAGCCGCAGACGGGACAUUUCGCUCAACAAAGAGUGUAUUGUGUUUCUUGUCUCGAUGCGCUCGGUGCAGAAGAUUGAAGAAGGAGAUAAUUGAACGGGCAGGGGCAGGAUGUUGCCAGGCUAUAGUCCGGUGGCUCAGGCGCUGUUGGGGACUCUGUUCACCUGGGCCCUCACUGCUGCUGGUGCUGCCCUGGUCUUCGUCUUCUCCAGCCGCCAGAAACGCAUUCUGGAUGGGAGUCUCGGCUUCGCUGCAGGGGUGAUGCUGGCGGCAUCGUACUGGUCACUGUUGGCCCCGGCGAUCGAGAUGGCGGAGAGCUCUCAGAAGUACGGCGCCUUCGCUUUUCUCCCCGUGGCCAUCGGGUUCACUCUCGGAGCCGCCUUCGUCUACGCCGCCGACCUCAUCAUGCCAUACCUGGGCGUGGGGGCGGACCCACAUGUUGCACUGGCCCUUCCCCCUGAAGCCAAACUGACCAAAGAGAAGCAGGAAGACCCGCCCACAGACACAGAUGAGCUGUCAAUCAGGAUAGGUAGAGGCGGAGCUAACCCAGAUAAGGUGGAGAACGGAGAGGUGCACCAGAGGAGGCGGGGCCACAGCAACAGUCCGACAGAGGGACAGGAAAUGAGCUCAGCGCAACAGGAAGUGACAGAACAAAGCAGGAACAGCUGGAGGCGCAUCCUCCUCCUCAUCCUCGCCAUCACCAUCCACAACAUCCCAGAGGGCCUUGCUGUUGGUGUGGGGUUUGGGGCUGUCGGAAAAACCUCUUCAGCCACAUUUGAAAGUGCCAGAAAUUUGGCCAUCGGGAUUGGCAUCCAGAAUUUCCCAGAAGGCCUUGCAGUGAGCUUGCCUCUGAGGGGCUCGGGAGUUUCCACCUGGAGGAGUUUCUGGUACGGGCAGUUGAGCGGGAUGGUGGAGCCGGUAGCGGGCUUGCUAGGCGCGUUUGCGGUGGUGCUGGCGGAGCCGUUGCUGCCCUACGCUCUGGCGUUCGCUGCCGGGGCCAUGGUGUACGUGGUGGUGGAUGACAUCAUUCCUGAGGCGCAGGUCAGUGGCAACGGGAAGUUGGCCUCAUGGACUUCUAUCCUGGGUUUCAUCGUGAUGAUGUCACUGGACGUGGGCCUGGGUUGAGGCCUCCCAUUGGAUAAAAAACUCUGCUGAUGUCAUUCGGCGUGAGGCACGUGAUUGGUCAGCUGAGGGACCGGCCCCGGGGGGUUUUUGUUUUAAUUUUUUAUCUGAAAUCUUGUGGGUUUGGGGCCGACGGGCUGGACAGAGGAGGACACUCCUCACAUUCCUCGCACUUGAAGUGUGUGUGAUCUGGAAUCACUGCUGCAGGGGGGGACCAUCUGCCAUUGUGUUCUGUGUGAGUGUGAAAGAGGGUGUGUGUGUGUGUGUGUGAGAGGGGAUAUUUGUGUGUGUGUGCGUUUGUGAGAGAGGAUGUGUGUGUGUGCGUGUGUGAGAGGAUGUG
Messenger RNA from Alosa sapidissima (American shad), 1564 nucleotides. RefSeq names its product zinc transporter ZIP11-like. Gene Ontology annotation, biological process: zinc ion transmembrane transport. Gene Ontology annotation, molecular function: zinc ion transmembrane transporter activity. The record is from RefSeq and is a predicted model, not a curated record. Lineage: Eukaryota; Metazoa; Chordata; Actinopteri; Clupeiformes; Clupeidae. The coding region runs from base 214 to 1227 and encodes 337 amino acids. Gene Ontology annotation, cellular component: membrane. The transcript is spliced from 10 exons.